UGUCGUGCCGACCUCGGAUGAAUUCGCGACCAAGCAACGGGUAGAGAUUACCCCGGGGGGCACUGUGCUGUGUGCUCCGUGUGCCCUGCAGUGAAGUGGUUCCUACUCUGUUUUUGAUAAGAUGAUCACGACACCACGUUGCGCCCUAAAGCGGCGGCCCUAGUCUCACAUCACGCCGUGACGGGGAGUGGACUCUUCUUCUUCCUCUUCUGGCUGCUUCUUCCACUUCUUGGUCCAGCAGCUAGAUCGUGCGCUCCGUGCCGUGCCGCUUCUUUCGGUCGCGAUCGGGAGGGAGGGAUGCAUCAGAUUGGGAGCGGGAUGUACGUGUCCGGCCCGGCGCCGGACAGGAGGCGGGAGCGGCGGCUGUCGUCGGGGUCCGGCGCCACGCCGCCGUACACGGGCGGGGACGUGUCGCGGUCGGGCGAGCUCGGCCGGAUGUUCGACAUCGCCGCCGCGUCGCAGUCGCAGGCGCCGUCGCCGGCCUCCUCCUCGCGCCGGAGCUCCGGCCCGCUGCCCCGCCCGUCGCCGGCGUCCGGCCCGCUAUCGCAGCUCUCGCACUCGGGGCUCCUCGUCGGGCCAUCCCCGUCCCCGGCACCCUCGCCGGCGCACGGGUCCUCGAGGAAGGGGAGCUGGCGGCGCGGCGCCGGGAAGGAGGCGGAAACUGCGGGCAGCGCCGUGGCGGCGCGCGGGAGGGCCAGGCUCGGCGUCCCGUUCGCGUGCUACGUGCUGGUGGUCCUGGCGGCCGCGGCCGCGCUAGGCGCCGGCGUGUUCUGCCUCGUGUCGUGGCGGCGGUGGGAGGUCAUCGCCUCGGCGGCCGGCGCCGUGGCCGCCGUCGGGGCGGUGUUCGCGUGGAACGCGUGGCGGAGGGGCGCCGAGGCGGAGCGGUUCUUCCGGCGGUUCCCAGAUACGGCGUUCGACGGCCACGGCGACAUGCCCGUCGGCGAGCUCGUCAAGAUCACCGGGCAAGUCACCUGCGGCCGCCACCCGCUCGCCGCCUACUUCCACGACGGCGCCGCCAGGUGCGUGUUCACGUCCGUUCAGCUGUUCGAGCGCCGUGGAUGGGCCCGGUGCUGCUGCCGCCGCCGGUGGCAGCAGAGACACUCCGAGGCACGGGUGGCGAACUUCUACAUUUCUGACAGGAACUCCGGGAAGAGGUUCUACGUGCGUGCCGGCGAGGGUGCCAAGAUCACUCCGAUGAUCAAGCUGAAAACGAUCAGCUUUGACGGUGACGGGAAGGGUGCGUCAGUGAACCUGAAGAACUGGAUGGCAAGCAAUGGUUUGCCCUGCAAUGGCGCCGUGCGCGUUAAGGAAGGAGAGGGGGACAUAGCAAGCGUGAUAGGCGUCCUGAAGAAGCACCAUGCCUGUGACAUCGUCGAUGCACCAGCCGGCGUGGUCACCACCGGCUGCCAGCCAAUGCGGUUCAUGUUCCCCAUCCUCAUCGAGGGGCUCAUACUAAUUGGGAACGAAGACCCGGACGAGGCUGUAUAUAUGGUCUGAACUCUAAACAUAUACAUUACUGAUGUAGAAUACGCAACCUUUUUAUCGGUGAAGAGGAUGUUUUUCGUACCUCUCCACUUAGGCUUUUUGAUAAAAAAAAGAUUUACUACUUACACAGUUGAUGGGAAUGAAACGAUGUAAAUUAAAAUCUUAUUUGUAGGCUUUGCUGUAGUAUAGUUGUGAUUUUUUUUUGUUUCUUUUUAAGAUGACAACUCUGUUAUUUGUUGGGAAAGGCUUAUGUUAUUGUGCCACGCUUCUAUUGUAGUAGAGCCUGAUCUCUGUUUUUUUUGCAAAUAUUUUUGCCUGAUUGCAAUAGGCUUAUGAGUUGAUCCUUUUAAUUUUCCUU
This is a messenger RNA of Setaria italica (foxtail millet), 1843 nucleotides long. RefSeq lists its product as uncharacterized. The transcript is spliced from 4 exons. NCBI's taxonomy places the organism in Eukaryota, Viridiplantae, Streptophyta, Magnoliopsida, Poales, Poaceae. Bases 298 to 1497 code for a protein of 399 amino acids. The record is from RefSeq and is a predicted model, not a curated record.